CCGCUAUUGUUCGUAGUCUCUGGUUUACUGUUGUUUGUUUGUUUCUUGUUAUAUCUGCGGUCUCUCGACUUCCAGCUUGUUCUCGUCUCGCUGAACUUCUCCACUACGCGUCUGCUCAUCGCGUGGCCAUGACUUCCUCCCUCGGUUACCGCGACGUCGAGUCCUGGUCCCGCCAGGUCGUCGCCCCGGCCCCUUCGCUCUCCCUCCGCAGAGUAGGAACCGCGACCUCGACCGCCUCCUCCUCCUGCCGCUCCCGUCCUCAGUCAUCCUCCUCCGCCGCGACCUCUCCCGUGCUCUCCAUCUCCAACGACCGCCAGUCCUCUUUCCACAUAGCCGCCGCCCAGUCCCCGAUAUCCUCGCCCCGUCCGUCGCUAGACGUCCAGCUCUCGGGUUCUUGCCCUCGCUCGCGCUCGCUGCCUACUCCAACAUCCCAACUCCCUUGUGUCUUUGCUGAUUCAAAGCAUUCACCACAACUCGACCCCUUCUCACCCUCACCCUCUGCCUCUGCGUCCGCGGCAGCUACUGCCGCCGGCGCGCUCGCCGUCGCUGCCAUCUCCGCCAUCGCGUCCUCGUCGAUCUCCAACAACGACAAUAACGCGCUCAUUGCUGACCACCCGCUGACAUACCCGCACCGCUCUCUCUCCUACUCACAGCCUCCCCGCGACAGUAUAGACGAGACCUCCGAGGAAGGUCUCGAGUCUCUUGACGACGAAGAGGAGGACGACGAGGAUUUGUCGGUCGCGGAGGGUAGCAGCGGUAAUCCUGCGCGCCAUCGUCAUCAUCAUCAUCGCCAUCAUCAUCAUCACCACCACCACCCGCACCACCGUCAUCAUCACCAUCAAUCACGUUCCCGUCGACGUCAAUACCCUCUUGAAGACGUUGACUCUCCAACAGACCGACCACAGCUCUCUUUACAGACCAAUCUCGACGACGAGGACGACGACUACGACGAUCUAUCCUCCGACCGCCCGAUAUCCCCGCUCAGCAUACCCGCCCACCGCUCUCUAUCCUACACACAGAGAGAUACAUACGCUCCUGCUGAACUCGGCCUUGCUCCUCUCGAUCAAACCGAGGAACUCAACGACGACGACGGCGUGUCAGAACAUUCGGGCGCGGUUAGCAGAGUACUGUCAAACACCUCAAACACAGGCAGCGUAGUCCACGCCGUCGCGCGGUCGCCUACUGCCCCAGCCGAGCAGGUGCACCAUCACCAUCAUCUGAACUUGCUGCACUUGCACUCGUUGCAACUGCACUCGUCAGGCAAUAGUGCGGAGAACGAGCCAUCGCCGACGGCGGAGACAGUGCCGGAGAAAAAUAUACAAAAAACAGCAAGUGCGAGAGAUAACCAGGGCAAGCGAAGGAGUCGGAUCGAGAGCGCAGGGUGCUGUGUCAUUUGCUAAAUAGUUCGGAGAGUGUGUAAUGUGUAUAGCAAACUGUGUAUCAUAUCUGUUGGUUUGCGAGUUGGUUGGAUCUCCCUCUUUUUUUAUUUAGAUUUUUACUUUUGUAUAUUUGUAUGUCCAGCCAGUCACGACCCCUUUGUACAUAUCCCGAAUAGACGGCACAUAUUUCAAUUCAUUUCGCAUGCAUAAGCAGCUUAUAACGAUGCUGUAUGUGGUUAAAUCAACGAGCA
This is a messenger RNA of Myxozyma melibiosi, 1630 nucleotides long. RefSeq lists its product as uncharacterized. The record is from RefSeq and is a predicted model, not a curated record. Lineage: Eukaryota; Fungi; Ascomycota; Lipomycetes; Lipomycetales; Lipomycetaceae. The coding region runs from base 129 to 1400 and encodes 423 amino acids. The transcript has 2 exons.